AUGGUCAUUCAACAACCUUCCAACCAGAUCAAGCUCACCAACGUGUCGUUGGUACGCCUAAAAAAGGGCAAGAAGCGCUUUGAGAUUGCCUGUUAUAAAAACAAGGUCCUAGAAUGGCGCUCAGGAAUCGAAACAGACCUUGAUAACGUGCUGCAAAUCCCGUCGGUCUUCCUCAACGUGUCCAAGGGCCAAACGGCGCCGUCGGCCGAGCUGGCCAAGGCCUUUGGCAAGGGCGUCUCGGUUGAUGACAUUAUUCUCGAGAUCCUACGCAAGGGCGAGCUGCAGGUCGGCGAGAAGGAACGCAGUGCCCAGCUCGAGCGAGUCCACAACGAGGUCGUCUCCAUCGUCGCGAGCCGGCUCGUCGACCCACGCACGAAGCGUGUUUACACCUCCGGCAUGAUUGAGAAGGCUUUGGACAUGCUCAGCUCGAUGGCACACCAGCAACAGUCACAACCACAAUCACAACAAGAAAAGCCUUCUACAAACCCCAUCACACCCAACCUACUAGGCACACCGGCCACGAACGAACCGGGCGAGAGCAAACCCAACGCCACAUCCACAAUCUCCUCAACAGCGCCAUCACAAUCAUCCUCAACAACAACAUCGACAACAACAACACACCACAAAACCGCCACCUGGACAGGCGUUACCACGACCAAGAGUGCCAAAUCCCAAGCCCUCGACGCCAUGCGCGCCCUGAUCGCCCAUCAACCCAUACCCGUCGCGCGGGCACGCAUGCGCCUGCGCAUCACCUGCUCCACCAGCGUACUCAAGCAGGCCGUCAAGGCACCCAAGACACCUGCCCCGUCCGGAGGGAAGAACACAGAUGACGGAGAGGCAGGCGGGGAACAGAAGGCGCCUGGGACAGUCAAGGACAAGAUCUUGAGUUUCAUCGAGCAGGUCGAGACGCAGGACGUGGUGGGCUCGGAGUGGGAGAUUGUUGGGUUUGUGGAGCCGGGGGCGUUUAAGGGGUUGUCGGACUUUGUGGGCGGGGAGACGAGAGGGCAGGGGAGGGUGGAGGUGUUGGAUAUGGCUGUUACGCAUGAAGAGUGA
This is a messenger RNA of Dichotomopilus funicola, 1053 nucleotides long. Its product is annotated as ribosome maturation protein sdo1. Gene Ontology annotation, biological process: cytosolic ribosome assembly; ribosome biogenesis. The transcript has a single exon. The record is from RefSeq and is a predicted model, not a curated record. NCBI's taxonomy places the organism in Eukaryota, Fungi, Ascomycota, Sordariomycetes, Sordariales, Chaetomiaceae. The coding region runs from base 1 to 1053 and encodes 350 amino acids.